GAGGACGCUGCGCGUAUUUGGCUGGUGAACCAGCUAGGCGCGACGCUCUUUGCUAGCAAGAGCGGAGGCUACCACACGACCGUGUACUGGAUAGGGAUGUUGCAGGAUCUUGGCCGAGUGUUCGAGUACGCGUGGGGCGCGAUUGCGCUCGCUACGUUGUACGACCAGCUUAGUCGAGCGUCCAGGAGGGGGACGACCAAGAUGGGAGGUUUCAGCUCGCUCCUGCUAGGAUGGGUCUACGAGUACCUUUCUGACCGCGUCAUUAUCCGGAGGGCGGAUCCGGAGUACUCGUAGGACCAGCCUAGGGCGCGGCGGUGGGUUACGUCCCGGGUCGGGCAUGCAUGCCUUGAUGAGAGGCGAGUCAUGCUCGAUGAGCUGACGAUGGAUGACAUUAUAUGGACCCCAUUUGAGGACCAUCGGGCUCAUCGACCACGGGAUCCGAGGGCCAUGUAUUCUGGCUACAUCCGGACACCAUUUGGCCGUGUUGUUCGACGUCAUCUACUAGAGAGGGUUCUGCGCCAGUUUGGCUACAUACAGGAUGUCCCUCGACACCCCUCUGAGAUCCAGACGACUAGGUCCCUUGCUGGCACCGCAGAUGCUGCCUAUGCUGACUAUGUGCCGCACCUGCGCCCUCAGGGGACCCCUGCUACUUAUUCGGGAGAGGCUGUGGAGGAUUACAUGAGGUGGUAUAGCGCUGUGUCCCAUCGGUUCAUCAUCCCUGAUGAUAGGAGGGAGGAGUUCAGUGCUGUGACUGUUAUGCGUCGGGCCGUGGACUUGUUGGAGCAGUCACUGGAGGUGCCAGAUGCUCUUGCAGUGGGCACGCAUGCCCGAUCCCUCACUGAGAGGGCGCUGGAUCUUAUUAGAUCCAAUGCCUUCAUUGGUACCCAGGGAGUAGCCUUUGCUGCUGUCCGAGGAGCUAGAGCUGUGGGAGGCAGAGGUCGUGGAGGCAGAGCGCGUGGGGGCAGUGCCCGUGGAGGCAGAGCCCGGGGAGAGGGUGCUCGUGGAGGCAGAGCUCGUGGACCUAGAGGUCGUAGGGGGGCCGGUAGGGGUCAGGGCGAGUGAUUGACUGUAUAUUUGUAUAUUUUUUGUGUAUUUUUAUAUUAUGACACGUGACUCUUUGUAUUAUGACUCUCUUUAUAUUAAUCAUGCUUUCUA
Molecule: messenger RNA, 1155 nt
Organism: Lotus japonicus
Lineage: Eukaryota; Viridiplantae; Streptophyta; Magnoliopsida; Fabales; Fabaceae
Exons: 2
Coding region: 364-1062 (232 amino acids)
Source: RefSeq, a predicted model, not a curated record